GCAGCGCUUCAGCCGUUGCGGCGGCCGUUGCCAUGGCAGCGCGGGGUCGGGCUUCCGCUGCCGCGCGAUGGAGGCCGCGCAGGUGCCCGACGGGCAGUACACGGCCGUGGUGUACCGGCUGAUCGGCGGCGGGCGGUACGCCGAGGCGGCGUUGCUGUUGAGCAACGAGCUGCAUAAGAGCUGCCGCUCGCGGGGCGGCCUUUCGCUGCUGGGCUACUGCCAGUACCGCCUGCAGAACUUCAAGGCGGCGGCCGAGUUCUACGAGCAGCUGGUGGCCUUGCACCCGGAGCUGGACGCGUACCGGCUCUACCAGGCGCAGGCCCUCUACAAGGCCGGGCUGUACGCCGAGGCCCUGCGAGCCGCCAGUCCGCUGCUGGACCUCCCUGCCUACCAGGGCCGGGCCCUGCGCCUGCAGGCGGCCAUCCUCUACGCCCAGGGCGACCUCCCGGCGGCCAAGAGCCUGGUGGAGGAGGCGCUGGCAGCCGCCACAGACAGCAGCUCCGGAGCAGCCGAGGACCCUUCAGAGAGGGCCAAUGCCGAGGUCAGCUUGGGCUGCCUGCUGUACCGGGAGGGGCGGCACGAAGAGGCCAGUGUCAAGUUUGCCAGCGCCAUGCAAGUGGUGGGCUACAGCCCCGAGCUGUGUUACAGCGUGGCGCUGUGCUACUACGCGGCCAAGCAGUACGCCCCUGCCCUCAAACACCUUGCUGAUAUCAUCGAGUGCGGCAUCCACCAGCACCCAGAGCUCAGUGUGGGCAUGACCACUGAAGGCAUCGAUGUCCGUAGCGUGGGCAACACGCUGCUCCUGCACCGCACGGCCCUGGUGGAGGCCUUCAACCUCAAGGCAGCCAUUGAGUAUCAGCUGCAUAACCUGGAGGCAGCCCAGGAGGCACUCACAGACAUGCCACCGAGGGCCGAAAAGGAGCUGGACCCAGUCACGCUGCACAACCAAGCGCUGAUGAACAUGGACAGCCAGCCCACAGAAGGCUUUGAGAAACUGCGGUUUCUGCUGCUGCAGAACCCUUGUCCGCCAGAAACUUUUGGAAACUUGUUACUCCUCUAUUGCAAGCAUCAGUACUACAACCUAGCAGCUGAUGUGCUGGCAGAGAAUGCCCAUCUGACCUACAAACUGCUCACACCUUACUUGUACAACUUCUUGGAUGCCGUUAUUACUAGUCAAACUGCCCCUGAGGAGGCUUUCCACAAGCUAGAAGAUUCAGCAGGGAUGCUGACUGAGCAGCUGAGAAAACUCAUGAAGCAGGUGCAGGAAGCUAGGCAAAACUGGGAUGAUGAAGCUGUAAAAAAGGCAGUGAAUGAGUAUGAUGACGCUCUGGAUAAAUAUGUACCUGUCUUGAUGGCCCAGGCAAAGAUCUACUGGGACAUGAAGAACUACGCAAUGGUAGAAAAGAUCUUCCGCAAAUCAGUGGAGUUCUGUAACGAGCAUGAAGUGUGGAAGCUCAAUGUGGCUCACGUGCUCUUCAUGCAGAACAAGUAUAAAGAGGCCAUCACCUUCUAUGAGCCAAUAGUGAAAAAGCACUAUGACGACAUUCUCCGUGUGAGUGCCAUCGUGUUGGCUAACCUCUGCGUUUCCUACAUCCUGACAAGCCAGAAUGAUGAAGCAGAGGAACUGAUGAGGAACAUCGAGAAGGAGGAAGAGCAUCUGUCUCUUAAUAAUCCCAAUAAAAACAGCUACCAUCUUUGCAUCGUCAACCUAGUCAUUGGUACCCUCUACUGCGUGAAGGGAAACUACAACUUCGGUAUUUCAAGGGUCAUCAAAAGCCUGCAGCCAUACAACAAAAAACUGAGCACUGAUACGUGGUACUACGCCAAGCGGUGUUUCCUGUCCCUGCUGGAGAACAUGUCCAAGCACAUGGUCAUGCUGCAUGACAGCGUUAUUCAAGACUGCAUUCAGUUUCAGAAGCAAUGUGAGCUGUAUGGACGAAACAUCCCAGCUGUCAUUGAGCAACUUCUAGAAGAGAAGAGGAUGCACAGUGGGAAAAACACAGUUACCUACGAAGCCAGGCUUUUGAGGGCACUGAUGUAUAAGAUCAUUGGGUGGACUGCAUAAAUGCUGUUUCCAUACUGUAGGAAUGAGAACUUUGUUCUAUCCUUAAGCUUGUGAGGUGGUUCUCACCCUCCUGGUAUGGGUCCAUAGUGGUAUAGGUUUUUCUUCAUGGCUUACUUUUAAAGAUUUUGUCCUGUAUUUUAACAACAUUCAGUGGAAAACAGGACAUUUGCACCAAAAUAACUCAGUAAUCUGACACGUUACAUACACUGUAAGAGGUGUUGACCAAGAACUUGCAGAAAUAUCAUACAGCUUUCAUCUGUAAAGUAUUUUAUCCUUCUGAGAUGUGGAUCAAGUUUCUUUUCAUGGGCUGACAGUUGAAAAUAUUUUUUAUUUAACACUUGAGCACAGAAAUUGAAGAAACAGCUGUUCUGAUUCUCUAAUUUGUACCUGUGUCUGAAACAUUUGUUUCGUAUGCUCUUUUCCAAGGCAUUUUUAGUAUGUUACAGACCAUGUUGAUAGUAUAAUAAAGCACUGCAAAAAAAUGGCUUAAUAAUAAAAAGU
Messenger RNA from Colius striatus (speckled mousebird), 2566 nucleotides. RefSeq names its product intraflagellar transport protein 70B. The transcript has a single exon. Gene Ontology annotation, cellular component: intraciliary transport particle B; axonemal microtubule. The record is from RefSeq and is a predicted model, not a curated record. Gene Ontology annotation, molecular function: intraciliary transport particle B binding; protein binding. Lineage: Eukaryota; Metazoa; Chordata; Aves; Coliiformes; Coliidae. Gene Ontology annotation, biological process: intraciliary transport. The coding region runs from base 68 to 2065 and encodes 665 amino acids.